AACUCCUUGCAGGCCUAGGAGAACCAAUCAACAAGUUGCUACAAGUGAUUUUCACUAUGGCAUCCUCAUUAAAUAGGAUUUCACGCACUGGGACAUUAUGCACUUCGGCAAAACUACGUACCAAGACCAGUUUCAACAGCUUGCUUUCAUCUCUGGCAUCAUUUGAUUUACUGAAAACAUACAGUAGCAGCACGGUGAAAAAUGUAGCAAAAAGAGUUGGCAUUAGGACGCUGGUGAUCCUGACAGUGUCUGAUGCUCCAUUGUAACUGAUGGAACUGUGUGGGUCCUCAUGGAAAGAAGAAUUUAAGUGCAGAUGAGCAGCUGUCUGCAGCACCUAAAAGAAUUGAGUUCUGUCGAAGACCUUGGGGAGUGUAGGAGCGUACCCCUUGACUGGGGACAAAGACUCUGGAGGCGGGCAGGAUUCAGGUUGUCUUUUCUUCCUUGGUCUUGGAAUUUUCUACAUGUUUAGGCCGAACAUAUCCUUUGUUGCUCCUGUGCAGGAGAAAGUAGUAUUUGGGGCAUUCUUCCUGGGGGCCAUACUCUGCCUGUGUUUCUCUUGGUUGUUUCAUACGUUCUACUGCCAUUCAGAAAAUGUUUCACGUGUAUUUUCCAAAUUGGACUAUUCUGGUAUAGCACUUCUAAUAAUGGGCAGUUUUGUACCAUGGUUGUACUACUCCUUCUACUGUAAUCCCCAACCAUGUUUCAUUUACUUGCUUGUUGUCUGUGUACUUGGCAUCACUGCAAUUAUAGUUUCCCAGUGGGACUAUUUUGCAACUCCACAAUACAGAGGUGUACGUGCUGGAGUAUUUGUAGGAUUAGGGCUGAGUGGAGUUGUGCCUACCCUGCACUUUAUGAUGUCUGAAGGAUUUUUCAGGGCUGCUACAAUUGGACAGAUUGGCUGGCUAUUCUUAAUGGCAACAUUGUAUAUCACGGGAGCUGCCUUAUAUGCUGCCAGGAUUCCUGAGCGUUUCUUCCCUGGGAAGUGUGACAUUUGGUUCCAUUCCCAUCAGUUGUUCCAUGUUCUGGUUGUAGCUGGCGCAUUUGUCCAUUUUCAUGGUGUCUCGAAUCUUCAGGAAUUUCGUCAUGGUGUUGGCGGUGGAUGUGCUGAAAAUGGCUUACUAUGAGACUGAUCUUUAAUUAGAUGUGCAGUGAAACUAUAAUCAAUGGAAUUGGUGAUAGAAUGACUGAAGACCUGUUCUGAUAAUUCUUACCACAGUUGUAAUUUGGGUCAGUCAGUCCAAUAUUGUGUGUUUCACAAAUAGUGAUCAGUUUUUUCUCACCUGUUUUGGAUGAUGCUAUCACACUUGGAAAUUAAUGGUAAUCAGAUGAUCUGGGAACCAACUGGAAGAGUGCAUAACUAGUUUGGGCUUCAUUGGAAAUACAGGACUACAACUGCAUCAGAAUGGUGUUUUCCACAACGAUCAUGGGUAAUCAAAGGAAACGACCCUCGAGGUAGAGACGGACAAAGUCACUAUGCUUGAAGUCAGCAAAUGAAGGGUUAUCCAUGCAAUUGACUAACUAGUUAUAAAAUCCCAAUUAAAAUAUGUAAAUUAUAAAUUAUAAUCUAGUAUGUAAUUUACAUAAGUGCUGAAUCUGAAGCAAAGUUCUGCUUUUAUUGAAUACCAUAUUUAUUUCUAUGAAAAAAUACAAAGUGGAAGAAGAUUUUGAAGGAAUUAAUACUUCUGGCAGGGUCUGCUGCUUAUAACAAUAAGGUCCUUGUAAAUAAGAUUUCUAACUUUCAGUUAAUUAGAAAAUUUAUAUUAUGAAAUGACUUUUGUACAGAGAGCAUUCGCAAGAGUACCACACACUGUUAACUUACAUUGCACAAAUAUUAGUAGACAUCACUUCAGGUAAUAGAAAGAUGCUAGUAUACGAAGCAAUGCAAAAAAGCCUUCUUUGUGAUGGCUUUCCCACUAAGUGUGCUGAGAGGUCUGGUAAUUUUAUUUUUUAUUCUGCCGUAUGCUAUGCUAAUAGACAGUAAUGAUCGGUGAAAUCAACUUGAAGUAAGAGUGCAGAUUUCUACUGAUUGUGCACCCAGUCCAACUUGUAAGAAAUUACAUGCCUUUAUAUGUAUGCAUAUGUUGUAUAGACAUAUCCAUUCAUAUACAAACUAUUUUACUUUGAUUGUUGUGAUGUCCUUUGCAUGGGUUGGGGGUAGGACUUGUCACUACAUUUGUUGGUUAGUUUGUUAGUCGUUGAUGUAAAGUGAUGUAACUGGACCAAAGCAGUUUGCUUUCAGGUUCAGUUAAAAUUGGAAAUCAUCAGCUCUAAAACAUUUUUAGCUUAUUUUGUCACUGUGGAUAUUCCAGCAAAUCUAAAUUACUGAAAUAAGCAGGUCUUUUUAUGGUUUCCUUUAUUGUUGUAGGUGCAAAACUGCUUCCUUCCUCAUUUCUGACUACGGCAGUAGUAAAGAAACUAAACUUCACAGUUUCUAUUUGAGGUACAUGUUUUGAAUUAAUAAAUCUACCCACUAUAAAUCAUUUAACUUAUUCAUUACACUCCUGUUAGAUUCAGGCAUGACAGCUUCUGUUAUCUAUACAGCUGUAAUGACAGUUACUUUUUUAUGGUUGGAAAUUUUCAGUAGAAAUGAUGAAAUUUUAAAUUCUGAUAAAGGAUAGCCAAAUUACUCUAUUAUUAGUGCUUGCUUUGACACUAGGCAACCAUAGAUAAUUUUUUAUUCUUGCCCCCACACUCUUUUUUUCCCCCUUUUCCUGAAUUGUUAAAGUUGUCCUGGUGUUUUGAUUGAUUCAAGCUGGACAGCUGGUUGAAGUGCUUAGCAUGGAGGAAGAAAGCUACAUCUUGAUUCUAUCUGCUGAGCUUUACUAUUAACUGCAGUUAUGAAGAAGCCUGAAAGACUAACUAAAUUAAUGCAUUAUGGGCAAACCGAGAAAAAGCAUAGUAAAGAACUGAAGUCUCCGCUCAUGAGCUCCAACACUCUAAGGUACUUUUCAGCUCUCAGCCACUCGUACUUGACUCACACCAGAUGUUGGGUUCUGGGUUCAUAAAACUAAGAAGCUGUAGUACUCUUUAAGGGGGAUUUAUUUUGGUUAUUCUUACCUUUAAUAUUGCUUGAUCUUAUUGUUUCCUCCUUCACCCUUCAGUAUGUCAUCCUGUCAGGCAGCUAGAAUGAGUGCUGAUAAUAGUAUCAAACUAAGAAUGUUGAUCCUAGAGGAUGCAAAGUUUUUAUCGGGUUCUUUUGGCAAGAUCAGAUAUGACAUGAAUCUAAGCAUUAAGUGUAAUGGGUCAAUUUCUUGUUUUACAUGAUGUUUGUAGUUGGUUCAAAAAGAACUUGAGGGAUAGGUAAAAAUGUUCAUGAUAUGCUUAAGCAUCAAGUACCUACAUUACCAAAAUGAGAAACUGACUAAAAGCAAAAUCCUACUUGUUUAUUUUGUGUUAAAUGCACAAUACCUGCUGCUUAGCUCAUAAGAUUUCCCAAGAAUUUGUCCAAUGCCUUAUUUGAAUCAGUUUUUCUUUUGCUUGCUAUGGGAAUGUUUUAUAAUCAAGAAUAUUUCAUUUUCAAAUACAAGGAGGCCUUGUUUAUUUUAUUUUCCAAUGCUUUACUCGUGUCCCUAGAUUAUAUAUUGGCUGAGGGUGCAUAAUUGUAUUUUUACUUGAUGUAACAUUCAAUUCAUCUAAUAAAAAAAUUAUAAUUUUU
Rhincodon typus (whale shark) is the source of this 3655-nucleotide messenger RNA. Its product is annotated as adiponectin receptor protein 2. Gene Ontology annotation, molecular function: signaling receptor activity. Gene Ontology annotation, cellular component: plasma membrane. NCBI's taxonomy places the organism in Eukaryota, Metazoa, Chordata, Chondrichthyes, Orectolobiformes, Rhincodontidae. Gene Ontology annotation, biological process: adiponectin-activated signaling pathway. Bases 462 to 1124 code for a protein of 220 amino acids. The record is from RefSeq and is a predicted model, not a curated record. The transcript is spliced from 5 exons.